AUGAAGCUUCUUGCAUUCCUCCUUUCUACUGCGGCUGUCACCUUGGCCGCACCGGCCCUCGAAACCCGUCAAUUUGAAGACAUCAUCUUCCCCGCGGGAACCUACAGACGCUGGGUCCAGAGCGACAAGAUCAUCCAAGACCCUCAGGAUCAGCUUCUGAUCGUCAAGAACGGCAAGGCUACGGACGAGACAACCACCAUCGUCACGUUCAACUUCGACCAAAGCACAGAAGGCAAGACCUGCGAGCUCAUCUUUGAGCUCUGGGAUCGAGAUGUCUCUACAGGCACACAGACUCUCGACGUUUUCACCUGGUCGGAUCCCCCAAGCGGUCUUCAAACAUUCUCCGUUGCCGAUAUUGCUGAGUGGGCAGAAGCCAAGAGCAGAGACAACCAUGUCGGCCGGAUUUCGGUCCCGAAGCCAGGGAAUGCUACCUGGAUUAUGGCCUAUCAGGGGUGGCCAAAGAUCCCUUGUCCAGCUGGGCAGCUCAUCGGUGUUGAGUAUGUCGGUGUUGGUGAUCGUGUGGAGAUUGAAUCCGAGUUGCCAUCCAGGGACUGUGUUCUUUCAUUAACAUCUCUUAAUAACGAGUAUGGCGGCAUGAAGCUUUGGGCAUACAACAAGAAUGGGUUAAGCCUGAAGGGCACCGUUGCUUGCGAAUCGCACUCUUCCAAGGCAUCUUAUCGCGCCUGA
Messenger RNA from Fusarium vanettenii 77-13-4, 687 nucleotides. RefSeq lists its product as uncharacterized. Lineage: Eukaryota; Fungi; Ascomycota; Sordariomycetes; Hypocreales; Nectriaceae. The transcript has 4 exons. Bases 1 to 687 code for a protein of 228 amino acids. The record is from RefSeq and is a predicted model, not a curated record.